AAAGAACUCAUGGCUAAAAGUCUAGAGAAACUAACGUGGAUGGAAGACACCGUUCUAUGUGAUAAAUGUUACAUGGAUCUAGUUGAAAAUCCCUUGAGAAGAGGUAGUAAGCGAGCAAAAGGUAUAGAUGAUCAAGGUGAAAAGGCAG
Messenger RNA from Dentiscutata heterogama, 148 nucleotides. The record is from the annotation of a GenBank genome assembly. NCBI's taxonomy places the organism in Eukaryota, Fungi, Glomeromycota, Glomeromycetes, Diversisporales, Gigasporaceae.